AUGUCAUAUAGUAAUGGUAGUAGUAAUAGAGUGACUACUGGUAGUUCACCGCAGAUAACAUCACCGGCCGCACAGACGAUGGUAUCCUCAAUGUCACAUUUAGAACUUAAUGAUGCGGCAUCAGAUCGAUUCGACUCGAUAACAGCAACACCUUCACAUGGUGGCACCAGCUCAGUAUUAUCGCCACAAUCCGUUAUGUUGUCACCGCCAACAGAUGGUGCCUCACCAACAAUAGGAUCAAUGCUGCGCUACUCCUCUGCCUUGAGCCAUUCAUCAAUCUCAGGCCUCAUACUCAGCGACAAUGAUGACGAUGACAAUAACAGUGAGUUGGGCGAUCUUGAGAUCACCAUUGGUGAAGACCUAACAUCAUGUGACAUCGAGCCUGACCUGCUCGAGAACCUAGAGGAGAUGCUAAGUCAUUAUGCACCGACCGAGACAGUCAUAGCCAAGGCCUUCAAGAAGGGCAUCGAUAUUACAGGCUAUUCAGACGAGGUCAGACGAACACUAGACCUCUACGACGAACAGAUGAGGACAUUAUACAAGGAUGCUGUACCAGAUUAUGUAAACGAGAGAGAAUCAUUCACUCAGAUGUACACUACAUUGAAGGAGAGCAAUGCUCUGUUGACAGGAUUCGAGGACAUGUUGUUGGGCUUCCAGAAUGAGUUGACCAGUAUCUCAACAGAGAUGCGUGAGCUCCAAGAGAAAUCAAUCAACAAGAGUCAACGUUGUACAAAUAGGAAGAAGGUCGUUGAGAAGUUGAACAAGCUCAUCGAUGAACUAUCAAUCUCAGAUGAUGUAAUACAUCUACUAUCUGUUGGCGAAGUCAAUGAUCAGUACAUGCAGUAUCUGUCGAUAUUCAGUACAAAGAUAGGACAUAUACAAUCACAAAAGAUGAAUGAGGUGGCAGCAACAACUGAUGUAGAGGCCAGUCUGUUGAAGCUGAUACAGACGGUGGUGGAGAAGGUGUAUAGGUUCUUCAUCAAUCAGUUCAAUUCGAUCAAGACCUUUGCCACCUUGCAGUCCAAGCAGCAGGAGUUCACGCUCUAUCGUCAGGCAUUCAUAUUUCUCUAUCGACACACCAAGAAGUUUGCCAGACAACUGCUGGAGCAGUACAAAGACACUGUGGAGAAGAUAUACACUGGCUACUUCAAGAACUAUGUCACCUUCCUGGAGAAGCUCCAAUUCGAUCAGACCUCCAAGAAUGACCUGUUGGGAACACCAGACAACAAGGGCAAGGGAUUCUUUAGCAGUAUGAGUAGCAAGGUCAAGAUCAAGUCGAGCAUAUUCACAGUGGACACGAGAUAUCAGAUAUUGAAUGAGAUUGAGGAGGCACCAAUCAAGCCCCAGUCACUCAGUUCAAGUAGCUCGACCACUACUCAGGCCAAUCAGAUGAAGUACUCAUACGAGAUCAUCUUCCGAUCGAUGCUAUUCUUCAUUCGCGACCUUGUAACAUUCGAGAACAUGUUCAUCAAUGAUCUCUUCCUCUCCACAGUCGACUGCUCCACUCAGAUAUUCUCCAAGUGCGAGUCAUACUAUAUGGACAACCUUAACUCAUUCAUAUCAAACACAUACGAUCCAAUAGCAUUGAUGCUAAUCAUUUGUAUCACUCAUAAGCUUCAAUCAAAGUCGGUGGCCAAGUGUGAGAGCUCCGAACGUAUAAUGAACCAGUCAACAUCAAUGGCACUGGCCAGAUUGAGAACAGUGAUGAUGGAGAAUAUCGAGAGUAUUAGGAAUGCAGUGAUCCGUGAUCUUGGACCAAUCGAGGAGAACAGACCACACUACGUCAUUAGACGAUAUGCUGAACUCAUUGGUUCAUUCACCAUGCUAUUCAAUCACAUUCCCACCGAUAUACAUUGUACUAUUCGCGAAUUCCUCGACAUGCUACGCGCUGUAAUCUCCAAUCUCCUGAUCAAACUGUCUGGCGAGUUCAAGGAGAAGACCAGCAAGAGUAUAUUCCUCAUCAACAACUAUGAUCUAAUAUUGGCAAUCCUAUCCGAGAAAGAGAACCCGAUUGUGGACGACAAGGAUUACUUCACUUUGAUGUACAAUCAAGAGUCAGAGGUGUUUGCGACUGAACAGUUGAUGUCAUAUCCUUACAUUCGCAGAAUGAUUGUAUUUGUCAAGGAGUUGCUGCCUUUGAUCAAUAUGUACACGGUGGUGGAGAUCAAUCACCCGGACCUCAACAAGGAGACACAAGAGGCCAUACUCAAGGACUUUUACAGCAACUGGCGAACAGGUAUCGAGGAGAUGAACGUCAUUGUCACACAGUUAUUUCCCAACUUUAAGAACGGCACCAAGAUCUUCCAGAUCAUCCUGGACCGUCUGUUCAACAGUUACAAGAGCUUUGGUCACAUCGUCAUCAAGUCAUUCAAACAACUUAAGAGCUCACAGUACUUUAUCCCAGAGACAGAGAUGUCUUACGAGAUUAAGAAGUACUAUGUAUCAUUCGAUUGA
Acytostelium subglobosum LB1 is the source of this 2454-nucleotide messenger RNA. RefSeq lists its product as hypothetical. Bases 1 to 2454 code for a protein of 817 amino acids. Gene Ontology annotation, cellular component: GARP complex. The record is from RefSeq and is a predicted model, not a curated record. Lineage: Eukaryota; Evosea; Eumycetozoa; Acytosteliales; Acytosteliaceae. The transcript has 7 exons. Gene Ontology annotation, biological process: endocytic recycling; Golgi to vacuole transport; retrograde transport, endosome to Golgi. Gene Ontology annotation, molecular function: syntaxin binding.